CAGAUGCCUUUUGCACCUAGCGGCUACACAUUCUACCGUAAUGUCAUGGACUAUGGGGCCACGGGUGAUGGCAGCACUGAUGACACGGCCGCCAUCAACCGGGCCAUAUCGGACGGCAAUCGCUGCGGCGAGAACUGUGGAUCAACAAGCGUCCUGGGGGCUCUGGUUUACUUCCCUCCCGGUACCUACCUGAUCAGUACACCCAUCGUGCAGUACUACUACACACAAUUCGUGGGCGACCCCAACGACCGACCCGUCAUCAAGGGAUCUGCCAACUUCAGCGGCAUUGCUCUAAUUGACACCGACCCCUACAUUCCCGGAGGAGACGGUAGUGAAUGGUACAUCAACCAAAACCAGUUCUACCGACAGAUCCGGAACUUCGUGCUGGACAUGACCGCGAUGAACUUCACCAACUACGACGCGGGCCAGGAAUAUGUGCCCACUGGUAUCCAUUGGCAAGUGGCGCAGGCAACCUCGAUGCAAAACAUCUACUUUGACAUGCCGGAAUCCACGUCCGAGGCAGCCACCACGGCGGUGGGCAUCUUCAUGGAAAAUGGAUCUGGUGGUUUCCUCAGUGAUUUGGAGUUUUAUGGUGGUAAUAUCGGGUUCCGUGCUGGUACUCAGCAGUACACUGCGCGCAAUCUCAAGUUCACUUCCUGUCUCACUGGUGUGUCCAUGAUUUGGGACUGGGGUUUUACGUGGAAGAAUGUCGAGUUUGACGCGGUGUGGGUGGCCUUUGAUUGCACCAGCGUGGGCAGUGAAGAUAGCCAGGGGACGGGCUCGAUUGCUGUUGUGGACUCGACGUUCUACUCGGUUCCAUAUGCCAUCACCCUGCGCAAUGGUGGCCCGUACCCCGACAUCAUCCUCGAUAACCUGCUUGUUCAGGACUCUGCGAGCAUCGUGUUGAUUUCGGGUGGCGAUACUCUUUUUGAAGGUUCCUCGGGAUCAAUCUACAUUGAGUCCUGGGCAUAUGGAAGACGCUACACAUCACUGGACGGAUCUGGCACCGAGACCUACGGUCUCCUUGACAUCGCUCCCCAGAAGCCCGACAGUCUUCUGGACGGUGAUGGCGACUACUUCACCAAGUCUCGCCCCCAGUACGAGAGCUACUCGGCCAGUGAGUUCAUCGUGGCCACAGCAAACGGUGUUAGUAACGACGCCACCGGAGAUCAAACCGAUGCCAUCAACACCUUGCUCAGUGACAAUGUGGGUUCCCCCAUCUUCUUCCCCGCCGGUAUCUACAUGGUCAAAAGUACCGUGUUUGUUCCCGUCGGCUCCAUCAUUGUGGGAGAAGGGUGGUCUCAGAUCAUGGGCACGGGGGAAUAUUUCGAGGAUGAACUCAACCCCCAGGUAAUGGUCCGAGUUGGUUACGAGGGAGAUGCCGGCAUCAUCCAGAUCAGUGAUAUGCUGUUCACCGUCAAGGGACCCACUGCCGGUGCGGUUCUCAUGGAGUGGAAUGUCCAUGAAUCCACGCAAGGAUCCGCUGGCAUGUGGGAUUCGCACUUUCGUGUCGGUGGUGCCAACGGAACGGAUCUCCAAAUGUCGGACUGCCCCAAGUCGACUGACUCCGUUAACAAGGACUGUAUGGCGGCCAGCAUGUUGCUACACCUGACGCCUUCCUCCUCGGGAUAUUUUGAGAAUGUGUGGGCGUGGGUAGCGGACCAUGAUCUUGAUGUUGAGAUCAGCAGCAGCGCUACGGAUACCUCAGCCACGCAACUCAACAUCUACGUGGCCCGAGGAGUGUUGAUUGAAUCACAGGGCCCAACCUGGUUUUAUGGAUGCGCCUCGGAGCACAGCAUUCUCUAUCAAUACCAGCUGUACAAUGCCCAGGACAUCUACCUGGGGCAUAUCCAAACGGAAACCCCCUACUUCCAGGACACACCUGCUGCGGAUGCCCCUUACACCAUCGGCACUUUUGAAUCGGAUCCUACCUUUGAGGACUGCACGUCCGACUCGAACUGCGAGAAAGCUUGGGCGUUGCAAGUUUUGAAUUCCGAGAAUGUCUUCAUCUACAGCGCCGGGUUUUACAGCUUCUUUGAAUCCUACAGCGAAGCCUGCAUUGAUGAUGCAACCUGCCAGGAGCGUCUCGUGGAGACGAGUUAUACCCAGGGUCUGUGGAUGUACAACUUGUUCACGAUCGGUGCAACCGAAAUGGUUUAUCCUGCUGGCGGCGUCAUCCCUCCUACCUAUCAGGGUGAUAACAAGAAUGGCUACUCCACCGACAUUAGCGCUUGGCUGGUCCUAUCUGAGCAAGGCGGAGACAUUGGGAGUUCCGGCAAUGAAGAGGAGGAUGGAUCCGGUAUCGUCUAUAUCGAUCCCAUCGUCUUCGGAGAGCCCAGCCCUACUGUCCAAUGCUAUGACCCGUGCACUAUGGUCCUGCCCACAUCCACCAUGUCGAAUUCUUCCACCAUUACCUACGCUCCCUUCACGACCACUAUCAUUGUGGGU
This is a messenger RNA of Aspergillus ibericus CBS 121593, 2448 nucleotides long. Its product is annotated as glycoside hydrolase family 55 protein. The record is from RefSeq and is a predicted model, not a curated record. The annotation marks the transcript as partial. The transcript is spliced from 7 exons. NCBI's taxonomy places the organism in Eukaryota, Fungi, Ascomycota, Eurotiomycetes, Eurotiales, Aspergillaceae. Gene Ontology annotation, molecular function: polygalacturonase activity.